Molecule: messenger RNA, 5755 nt
Organism: Amborella trichopoda
Lineage: Eukaryota; Viridiplantae; Streptophyta; Magnoliopsida; Amborellales; Amborellaceae
Gene: DCAF1
Product: DDB1-CUL4 associated factor 1
Biological process (GO): protein ubiquitination
Cellular component (GO): Cul4-RING E3 ubiquitin ligase complex; nucleus
Molecular function (GO): protein binding
Source: RefSeq, a predicted model, not a curated record
AGCUUCUCAUUUCUUAUUACCGCCUUCCUUUCUCUCUCUAAAUCUCUCUCUCCCCUCUCCCGUCUCUGCUCUUCGCUCUGCGAAUCCAUGGAGGUCCAGCCUACAACAGUGGACGCUCAAGCCCAGCAAAAUGCAGAAGCAGAGCCUGAAUCUUCAAAUGGUCGCUCUGAAAAGGAUGACUUGCUCUCUAAAGCCCAUAAUUUCGUGGCGAAGAUCACUUCGUCACAGGCAAACCCUAAUUCUAAGGUCCUCCAUGCCCUGGCUUCGAUGAUGGAGACUCAAGAAUCCAGAUAUGUUGAGGAGUCAGGUCGUUCUUCCUUCAGCAAUGGUCGGGCCUCUCAUAAUAUAGGACGCCUGGGAAAUUUAAUUCGGGAUAAUGAUGAAUUCUUUGAGCUUGUUUCUUUCAAAUUCCUCACUGAGAGCCGAUAUUCUACAAGUGUUCGUUGUGCUGCUGCACGGUUGCUUCUUGCUUGUUCUACGACCUGGAUGUAUCCCCAUGUUUUUGACGAAUCAGUGCUUGAGAAUGUCAAACGUUGGGUGAUGGAUGACAAAGGUGAAGCUGACGGGAAUAACCCUGUUGAUAUGCAUAUGUUGAGGACUUAUGCGACUGGACUUCUGGCUGUGUCAUUGAGUGGGGGUGGUCAAAUGGUGGAAGACGUGUUAACAUCUGGUUUAUCAGGGAAACUUAUGAGGUUUCUUCGCACCCGUGUGCUGGGAGAAAUAAACACAAGCCAGAAAGAUUCUAGUUUUCCAACAGAGAGUAAACGAUUUUCUAAUUCUACAUUUUCAAGAGGGCGAGAAGAGAAUAAAGGGAGAACACGGCUAGCAUCUGACGCUAUUCGUGUGGAUGUUGCAAGACCACUUGAUGAGGGGUUAGCAGAUGAUCAGAAUAUUGGCAGGGAUCGUGAGAGAAGUGUCAGUUCCAAACAAGCUGGUGUGAUGGAUUUCUUUGAAGACUCAAGAGAUGAAACUUUAGAAGAAAGUGUGAGGGAUGAGACUUCAAGACGGAGGGGAAAUCGUGCAGCCUCGCGUCCUGAAAAGCCUUUGACCUCUCCAGGAAGUGGGAUACGGUUAGGAGGACAGGUGCGAAAUACUAAAGAGAGGAAUCCAGUGAAAUCUGGAGAUUCUAGAAGAAUGAUGGAUACUAAGAAGGAUUUCAACAAGACUGAUGCAGAUGCUUCUGUUACAGAGAGAGAGGAGAAUGAUUAUUCCUGUAAAGAAUUCAAGGUUGGUACAAAAGACAUAUCUGAUCUGGUAAUGAAAGCAUUUAGAGCUGCUGAAGAUGAAGCCAGAGCGGCGAAUGCACCCCACGAGGCAGUCAAAGCAGCUGGUGAAGCUGCUGCCGAGCUUGUCAAGACUACUGCUUUGGAGGCAUUGAAAAAUACGGGUGAUGAAGAAGCUGCUCUCUUAGCUGCAUUGACAGCUGUUUCUACUGUUGUAGAUGCUGCUAAAGCAACUGAGGUUUCAAGGGAAAGCCUGACUGCUAUUGGGGAAUCAACAAGUACCAAGGAACCUGAAAAGGAGGAGGAACUAGAAGGCUAUGUUAUCCUUGAUGCUGAAUCUCUUGCUCAGAAAAUGGAGCUAUACUGCAUUCAAUGUCUUGAGAAGCUAGGAGAAUAUGUUGAGGUCUUGGGUCCUGUUUUGCAUGAAAAGGGAGUGGAUGUCUGCCUUGCAUUGUUACAUCACCAUUCUAAGGACAAGCAGUCUGUGAAAAGCUUGGCCAUGCUGUCGGAAGUGCUGAAACUCAUCUGUGCUUUAGCGGCUCAUCGCAAAUUCGCGUCGUUGUUUGUGGAUCGUGGUGGUAUGCAGAAGCUUUUAGCUGUCCAAAGAAUUCCUCAGACUUUUACCGGCCUUUCUUUAUGCUUGUUUGCCAUUGGAUCUCUCCAGGCAAUCAUGGAACGUGUCUGUGCUCUUCCUCCAGAUGUCAUCCAUCAAGUCGUUGAGCUAGCACUUCAACUUAUGGAAUGCUCCCAAGAUCAAGCUAGAAAAAAUGCUGCCUUGUUCUUUGGUGUUGCCUUCGUCUUUAGAGCAGUGCUUGAUUCUUUUGAUGCACAAGAUGGUUUACAAAAGAUGUUGAAUCUUCUGAGAACUGUAGCCUCUGUCCGAUCUGGUGGUAAUUCUGGAGCAUUGGGUCUAUCUAAUUUGGGAGCUCUUAGAAAUGAUAGAGGUCCUAAUGAGGUUUUAACAGCUGCGGAGAAGCAGAUUGCUUACCAUACAUGUGUCGCAUUGCGUCAAUAUCUUCGUGCCCAUCUUCUUUUGCUUGUAGAUUCUCUUCGUCCCAACAAAAACCGAAGUGCGGGAAGGAACAUUCCAAGUGCAAGGGCUGUCUACAAGCCCCUCGAUAUCAGCAAUGAAGCUAUGGAUGCUGUGUUUUUACAGCUACAGCGGGACCGAAAGCUUGGGCCAGCUUUUGUAAGAGCACGCUGGCCCGUUGUUCAAAAGUUCCUAGAUUUCAAUGGGCAUACCAUUCUUUUGGAGUUAUGCCAAGCCCCACCUGCUGAUCGCUAUCUGCAUGACUUGGCCCAGUAUGCCUUGGACAUUUUGCAAUUAGUUACACUGGUCCCUAACAGUCGUAAGGCUGUUGUGACUGCUACUUUGAGCAAUGAACGUGUGGGUAUGGCUGUCAUUUUGGACUCGGCGAAUGGUGCUGCUUAUGCUGAUCCUGAGGUAAUUCAACCAGCUCUGAAUAUCUUGGUCAAUCUUGUCUGCCCUCCUCCAUCUCUGAGUAAUAAACCCCUCUCACUUACCCAAAGUCAGACCAAUGCUCAAGCAUCUUUGCCCACCCAGAAUGAACGGAAUGGGGAACAGGCUGUUACAGAGCCCGGUGGCUCAGCUCCCCAGGGGCCAGCAACUGGAAACAGUUCACAAUCUAGUGGACCUUCUGUUGCUUCGGGAGUGGUUGGAGAUCGUAGGAUAUCUUUGGGACCUGGACAUGGUUGUGCUGGCCUUGCUACAACUAUGGAACAAGGAUAUCGACAAGCGAGGGAGGCUGUUCGAGCAAACAAUGGAAUAAAGGUGCUUUUGCAUCUCCUCCAUCCAAGAGUAGUCCUUCCUCCAGCCUCUCUCGACUGCAUUCGUGCUCUCGCAUGUCGAGUUCUGCUUGGUUUAGCCAGAGAUGAUGUAAUUGCACACAUAUUGACAAAGCUACAGGUUGGGAAAUUGCUUUCUGAACUUAUUCGAGAUUCAGGCAGCCAGGCACCUGGAAUGGAGCAUGGAAGGUGGCAAGUGGAACUUAGCCAAGUGGCCAUGGAACUCAUUGCAAUUGUGACAAAUUCUGGUCGUGCAAGUACAAUAGCAGCCACUGAUGCUGCUGCCCCUACUCUGAAGCGCAUUGAGAGAGCAGCCAUAGCUGCAGCUACGCCUAUUACUUAUCAUUCCAGGGAGCUGUUACUCCUCAUACAUGAACACCUCCAGGCAUCUGGCCUGAAUGCUACUGCUGCUGCAUUAUUGAAGGAGGCACAGUUGACACCAUUACCAUAUCUCUCUGUACCAACGCCAGUCCUGCAUCAAACAGCUGUCCAAGAGAACUUAGCUGUGCAGUUCCAAUGGCCAUCAGGACAUGUCUCUGGUGGGUUUCUCUCAGGAGCACCAAAGCCAAUGCUUCGAAUUGAAGAUUCUGGCCCAAAGGUCGACAUGUCAGCAAGUGGUUCAAAGAAGAAAUCAGUCUCUUUCUCACCCAUCUUCAGCUGUCAAGCAAAAACUCAGACAGCAUCUCAACAAACACCUGGAUCAAAGUCUGUUUCCAGAGCUUCAAAUUCAAAGAAUCUCUCUCUAUCUUCUAGGACACCUGAAGUUCUAUCAGCUCCACUAGAAAACUCAAGGACUCCCAUAAUAGAAAACUUAAAGACACCCAUUUUGUUACCCAUGAAGCGAAAGCUAACAGAUAGGGAGAGUGCUUCCUCAUCACCAGCGAAGCGUUUCGCCUUGACGGAUUCUUCAGCUCAAUCUCCUGUUGUCCCUACGCCUAAUCUUAACUCUCGUAAAGUGGGUCAAAUUUCAGAUGCCUCGACCUUUCCAGUCACUCCAAGCUCUACUCAUAAAAAUUUCUAUUGGAGUUCCUCAACACCCAACUCAAUGUUUUUAGAUAAUUCAGAAGAUAGCACUCCCGGCCUCUUUGCUGAGCCUCAACCACCAAACACAGAGCGAGCAACCCUUGACUCACUGGUGGUACAGUACCUAAAGCACCAGCACCGACAAUGCCCUGCUCCAAUUACCACUUUACCCCCAAUAUCUUUGCUUCAUCCCCAUGUUUGCCCUGAAUCCAGUAAAAGCCUUGAUGCACCAGUGAACCUAGCUGCUCGCUUGGGCACCCGUGAGUUCAGGACCCACUAUGGUGGGAUGCAUGGCCAUCGUCGCGACCGCCAUUACAUCUUCAGCCGCUUCCGCCCUUGGCGUACCUGCCGAGAUGAAUCUGUGCUCCUAACGUGCAUCACAUUCCUAGGAAAUGCAUCGAGGGUUGCGACUGGGUGCCACACUGGUGAGCUCAAGGUCUUUGACUCGAAUAGUGGCAAUUUGCUUGAGAGCCACCAUGGCCACCAGUCGCUUGUGACCCUUGUCCAGUCAACCCCUCGAGCCGAUGACCCAAAAAUGCAGCUUAUCCUAUCAUCGGGCACAAGUGAUGUGAGGCUUUGGGACUCAUCAGCCUUAUCAAGUGGACCUUUGAGCUCAUUCGAGGGGUGUAAAGCUGCGAGGUUCAGCCAUGGAGGUACCGUGUUUGGUGCGGUGUCGGCAGAGUCAGCUCGGAGGGAGGUUCUGUUGUAUGAUGUGCAAACUUUUAAUCUUGAGCAGAAGCUCACAGAUACUUCAGUCUCGCCUCCAGUUCGGGGGCAUGUACAGUCAAUUGUGCAUUUUAACCCUUCAGAUACAAUGUUGCUUUGGAAUGGGAUCUUGUGGGAUCGUCGCACUUCUGGGCCAGUUCAUCGGUUUGACCAGUUUUCAGACUACGGGGGCGGUGGUUUUCAUCCAGCUGGGAAUGAGGUGAUCAUAAAUUCGGAGGUGUGGGACCUAAGGAAGUUCCGGCUACUAAGGAGCGUGCCCUCAUUAGACCAAACCAUCAUCACCUUCAACUCAGGUGGGGACAUUAUAUAUGCCAUCCUUCGAAGGAACCUUGAGGACAUAACAUCGGCAGCUCAACCUCGACGCGUGAGACACCCCCUCUUUGCUGCCUUCCGCACAAUUGACGCAGUCAGCUACUUGGACAUUGCCACUGUUCCUGUUGAUCGUUGUGUUUUGGACUUUGCAACUGAGCCGACUGACUCAUUUGUUGGUGUGGUGGCCAUGGAUGACCAUGAAGAGAUGUAUGCAUCAGCUCGAAUCUACGAAGUCGGUAGGAGGCGACCUACAGAUGAUGACUCUGACCCUGAUGAUGGGGCUGAGUCUGAUGAUGAUGAUGAUGAGGAUGAGGACGAGGAUGAGGAUGAUGAUGGGGCUGAUGAUGACGCAUUGGUAGGACCUGGGGGGCUUGGUGGUGAUGAUGAUGAUGAUGAUGGGGAUGAUGAUGAUGAAGAGCUUGAGGAGGGGGAUUUAUUUAGUGAAGGGGAUGAUGGGGAUUUUGACGAGGAUGGCAUUGGGGGAGGGAUAUUGGAUAUCGGAACUGACGAUGAUGAUGAUGAAGAGAGCCAAUUGUUGGAGUCAUUUAGUAGUGACGAUGAGGGGUCUCUGGGGCGCUUGAUGUGGUGAUGGAUGGGAUGCUAGUGGCGAGUUAGAGAUAGUUUUUGAGAGAGAGAGAGAGAGAGAGAGAGAGAGAGAGAGAGAG